This is a messenger RNA of Camponotus floridanus (Florida carpenter ant), 2629 nucleotides long. RefSeq names its product heat shock protein 75 kDa, mitochondrial (gene Trap1). Gene Ontology annotation, cellular component: mitochondrial inner membrane. The transcript is spliced from 13 exons. The record is from RefSeq and is a predicted model, not a curated record. Gene Ontology annotation, molecular function: ATP binding; ATP-dependent protein folding chaperone; ATP hydrolysis activity. Bases 28 to 2112 code for a protein of 694 amino acids. NCBI's taxonomy places the organism in Eukaryota, Metazoa, Arthropoda, Insecta, Hymenoptera, Formicidae. Gene Ontology annotation, biological process: protein folding.
UCUCUAUUCAUAUAUAAGAGUUUAAAGAUGGCUGCUACCUUGAUGCUUAAGCAGACUAUUAAAUUAGGAAGAUCUCUUUCGAGAUCACUAAAUAUAAAUUUGCAAAGGGAAAAAUUAAUUCGAGAACAAUGCCAGCGACUUCCAGUUAUUUGCAAUCAUAUAAGAUAUUGGUCAUCUCAACCAGAAGCUCAAACUACAGAGUACCAUAAUAUUAUAAAAGAUACAGAAAAAUCUAUAGGUGAAAGUGCAAAGCAUGAAUUUCAAUCGGAAACACAAAUGUUGCUACAGAUUGUUGCAAAAUCUUUAUAUUCCGACAAAGAGGUAUUUGUGCGAGAGCUUAUUUCAAAUGCUAGUGAUGCAUUAGAGAAAUUACGUUAUUUACGCUUAAGUGACAACGAAGCUGCGCAAGUAGCUGGUGAUAGAAGUUUAGAAAUACAUAUAGGCACUGAUAAACAAAAUCGUACUCUCACAAUCCAAGAUACUGGUGUAGGGAUGACUAGAGAGGAACUAAUAUCCAAUUUGGGAACUAUAGCUCGAUCAGGUUCUAAGGCAUUCUUGGAAAAGUUGAAAGGAGAACAAAACGCUAGUGAUACUUCUAAAAUUAUUGGACAGUUUGGUGUUGGAUUUUAUAGUGCUUUCAUGGUUGCUGACAAAGUGGAAGUCUUUACAAAAUCUUUUGCAAGAGAUGCAGAAGGCCUUUGUUGGACUUCAGAUGGAUCAGGUACAUUUGAGAUUUCAAAUGCAGACGGAGUACAGCCAGGCACAAAAAUUGUUAUACACUUGAAACCAGAUAACCGAGAAUUCAGUGAUGAGAAUGUUAUAAAUCGUGUUAUCAAUAAGUACAGUAAUUUCGUUGGCAGUCCUAUUUUUGUGAAUGGAAAGAGGGCCAAUACAAUUCAGCCAUUAUGGAUGUCUGAUCCGAAAGAUAUCACGCCAUUACAGCAUGCAGAAUUUUAUCGAUUUAUAGGAAAUUGUCUCGAUGCGCCAAGAUUUAUAUUGCAUUAUUCAACGGAUGUGCCGCUGAGUAUUAAGGCUCUAUUAUACUUUCCAGAAGAAAAACCUGGACUGUUUGAUCUAGCGAGGGAUACUACUAGCGGAGUGUCACUCUACAGCCGAAAAAUUUUAAUUAAAAGCAAAGCAGAAAAUAUCUUACCAAAAUGGUUACGAUUCAUUAAAGGUGUAGUUGAUUCGGAAGAUAUACCUUUAAAUUUAAGUCGCGAACUACUGCAAAAUAGUGCACUAAUUGGGAAACUGCGAAAUGUAUUGACCGCACGUAUAUUAAAAUUCUUACACGAGCGAUCUACAAAAGAGCCAGAAGACUAUAAUGAAUUUUAUAAGGCUUAUGGCUUGUUUUUAAAAGAGGGCAUUGUCACCAGUACUGAUCAAUCUGAAAAGGAGAACAUAGGUAAACUUUUGCGAUUUGAAUCUUCUACUGCUGCUCCAGGAGAAUUGGUCAGUCUGCCACAAUAUUGCAGUCGUUUAGCGAAAGAUCAAAAAGAUAUAUAUUACUUGUCGGCACCGAGUCGGGCUUUAGCCGAACAGUCACCGUAUUAUGAAUCUUUAAAAAAACGAAACAUUGAGGUACUAUUUUGUUACGAACCAUAUGAUGAAUUAGUAUUGAUGCAUCUGAAACAGUAUAAAUCUAAUUUUUUGACUUCUGUGGAGAAAGAAAUGCGAGAUGAUACAGAGGCAAAUAAACCAGAAAAUCUAGGUAUUAUAAAUAAGGAUGAAUUGGAUAAUCUUGUUAUUUACAUGAAAAAGAUUCUUGAUAAAAAAGCAUACGACAUUAAAAUGACGAAUCGGUUGGAAUCACAUCCUUGUGUUGUAACUGUACAAGAUAUGGCAACCGCAAGGCAUUUUAUUCGUACGCAAAGCCAUCAAAUGAAUGAAGAAAUGCGGUAUUCUAUUCUUCAACCGCGUUUUGAAAUAAAUCCAAAUCAUCCUCUUAUCAAAAAGUUAUGUAAACUGACUACUACAGAUACCGAAUUAGCCGAUCGUCUAAUACAACAGUUAUUUACCGGUGCUAUGGUUGGAGCUGGUCUAAUUGAGGAUCCACGCAUUUUAUUGACUCCAAUGAAUGAAUUACUUACGUUAGCAUUGCAAAAAUAUUAAUAAUUGAUUUUUGUAUUAGAGGAAAGGAUCAUAUCGAUACCUCGAAAACAUGAACAGCCAACAUUGUUCUAUGACUUGGAAGUAAAAGAAUAUUUUCCUUUGUAUAUCUCUUUAUAAGUAUAAACAUUUCUUUCUUCCAUAUCACAGAAGAACGUCGAAUGUCCUAAGAUAUCGUAAUAAAGUACCAAUAAAUUAUUUUAUUAUUCAAUAAUAAGAUCGAUAAUUGUAAAAUAAAGAGGUAUAACUUAUUAUAGGCAAGAUUGGUUUCUUUAUUACAAUAGGUUGAUCUUGUACAAAUUAAUUAUAGCCUUACAAUAAUAACAAGUCAAGUUCCUCAGUUUCUUGAAUGAUAUCGAUAUGUAUUCUAUUAGCAGGGCUAGGAGUGUUAUGGCGAAUUUAGAAAUUGUACCCAUAUUUUUCCAUGUUUUUCUUUCACAAUCUGUUUUUAUAAAAACUUUUUCACUUCAACUGUUUAAAAGAAAGUGAAACAAUAAAUGGCAAGCAAUAAAUAAUUUUG